Messenger RNA from Aspergillus calidoustus, 1299 nucleotides. The record is from the annotation of a GenBank genome assembly. Lineage: Eukaryota; Fungi; Ascomycota; Eurotiomycetes; Eurotiales; Aspergillaceae.
CUCUAUGUUAGUCUCACUUGACACAAACCCCUCCAUCAACGCGUACGACAACUCUGAGAUUUGCCUCAAAAUGGUUGACAAAAGCGAAAUCAACGAUGUGCUCAUGGACAAUAUCUCUAAUCGGAUUUACUAUGAGUUGGACCCCGCAGGAGACGUCACCCUCCUGGUUGUCAACGUUCCCCAAGAUCUGCCCCCGAACCUAAAUGAACUGAAGCUCGACGUCCUUGCGGGGCGGUGGCCGCCAGCAAAUACCUCUGACUCGUCACAGGGCAGCGAACAAAACCCCUUAUAUAUCCGCGCUUCGUCCAAACACCUUGCCUUGGCUUGUGGGUACUUUCACCGCAUGUUUGGGAGCGGCUUCAGCGAGGGUAUGGAGCUUCAAUCAAAAGGAUUUGUGGAGCUCAAAAUCAACCACCCUAAUGGGCUGGCAUUUUUACUACUAAUGCUCAUUGUCCAUUGCCAACCACGCCUCGUUUCGCGUAAGCUUUCAAAGCAGACCUUGACUGAUGUCGCCGUUCUUGUCGAUUACUAUCAGUGCCAUGCCGCGGUUGAUGUGUUCGCGGAUAUGUGGAUCAAAGCUAUUGAAAAGGAAAAGGUCUACGAGUUGAAGGGUGGCGAGAGCCUGAAAUGGGUGAUGAUCUCAUGGGUCUUUAGGUAUGAGCCUAAAUUCAAGGAGGCAACCAAAGAGGUUGUGGGGCGAUGGAAGAACACCAUUAAUGCCCGUGGGCUCCCAAUUCCCACAGUCGUACUGGACAUGAUGAAUACGCAGCGAACCAGUUUCCUCCAGGCUUUCAUUAACAGCCUUCAUCAACUCCAUACCCAAGUCUACCGGGGUUGCCUUCUGGGUGCCCGCUCCAACACGAAUAAGAAUGAACUUUGUACCUAUGUUGUCUUGGGAGCAUAUACGAAAGCUAUGAUGGACAAGAAUGUUCUGAUGCCAAAAACCCAAGCUCCCUUUGAAGGUAUUCAGGUUUCGCGUCUCAUCAAAGACCUUCGCAAGAGUAUGGCGUCGCCCCGUAUUGACGACAAGGGCACUCACGACAAAUGCGGUCUAUUCGCUCGCGGUACCGCCAUGCUAAGACUGCACCGAUUACCUGAAGGCUUUGAUUUUGCGGCAGUUAGAAUAUGACAUAUAGUUUGCACUGGUACGGUGACAAUGAAAUAUGCAGUACGCCUCAUAGCGAGGGCAGCAAAUCGCGUGUAAUCAGAUUUCUGAGCUCACACAAUAUGCCAUCCACUAUCAGCAAGAGUGGAAACUAGCACUCAUAAGUGGAGUGUGCUCAGUACCUGAAAUGGAGG